This is a messenger RNA of Acipenser ruthenus (sterlet), 4202 nucleotides long. RefSeq names its product Rho GTPase activating protein 20 (gene arhgap20). The transcript is spliced from 15 exons. The record is from RefSeq and is a predicted model, not a curated record. Gene Ontology annotation, biological process: signal transduction; regulation of Rho protein signal transduction. Gene Ontology annotation, molecular function: GTPase activator activity. Bases 122 to 3619 code for a protein of 1165 amino acids. NCBI's taxonomy places the organism in Eukaryota, Metazoa, Chordata, Actinopteri, Acipenseriformes, Acipenseridae.
CCACCUGAUUUCGUGAAUCUCAGAUUUGCAGGACUGUCUUUUCUGUUGCUUUGAUGUUGAAAUGUGAAUGGAUCUGGGAUUAAGAUUACAUUGAUAUGUUUUAAACGUUCAAGCAGCUUUAAUGGAAAUGUCACCUCGACAGGAUAGUAUCGGACAGAGUCGUUCAACAUCUUUAACCGGGGAAUCCAAAAUCUCUGGUUUACCAGCAGAGGCAAAAAAGAAAUGGAAGACUCUGGCACAGAGGCGACAGUCUGCACCUUCACUGGUUAUUAGCACUGCACUUAAAUCCAGAACAAUUUCCAGAGAAAGUUGUCUGUCUCCAAUCAACCCAGAGGCAUGUCCACUUGUCCAGUCAUUUAUCUGUCCGAACCGAGUGUUUGUGAUGCAUGACCAUGUCCAGCUCAAGACAGGCCUGCAGACGCAAGAGCGACACCUUUUCCUGUUCAGCGACAUUCUGGUCAUCGCCAAAUCCAAAUCAACUUCACACUUCAAACUAAAGAACCAUGUCCAGAUUUGUGAGAUGUGGACCGCGUCCUGCACAGAUGAGGUGUGUGAGGGCAGCACUAACCACAACCGGUCCUUUGUCAUGGGCUGGCCUACCACCAACUGUGUUGCUACAUUCAGUUCGGUGGAACAGAAAGAAAAAUGGCUGUCAUUUAUUAAGAGCCAAAUCAAAGAAGAAAAAGAAAAAGAUGACCCUAAAAGCAUUCCUUUAAAAUUGUUUGUAAGGGAUGUUGGGAAUGGUACAUAUUCUAAGACUCUGCCGGUUGGGAACACAGACACAGCCGCUGAUGUCAUCAAGAUGGCGCUGCAGCAGUUUGGCAUUACUUGUUGUGUAAAAGACUACCAGCUUUGGGUCAGCUCAGGCAAAGAAAAUGCUCCAUAUCCCCUUAUUGGGCAUGAGUAUCCCUUCAGCAUCAAAACGAGUCACAUGCGAGAGCCGCUUGCACAGAUGCCAGCAGGGAUCAAGAACACAGCCUUCCCUCAGGACCUCCAGGGGACCCUCCUUCUGCAGCAGCUGCCCCUGGAGACACAGUGCCAGUUCAUACUGAAGCCCAGACGCUUGGCCACAUCCCAGCAAUUAACUGAGCCCAGCCAAAAAUCCUUUAAGAGGAAAAGAUCGCUUAUCAAUUGGGCCUUCUGGCGUGGCUCUGGGACUCAGCUCGACAGCAUGCCUCUGUCUCCAGCGCCUCCCACGCCAGGCAGACUCUUUGGGCUGCCACUGCAAUCCAUCUGUGAGGGUGACAAUCUGCCCAAGCCAGUCAUGGACAUGCUGAGCUUUCUUUUUCAAGAGGGUCCAUUUACCAGAGGCAUUUUUCGACGCUCUGCUAACGCAAAAGCCUGCCGGGAAUUAAGGGACAAGCUGAAUUUGGGAGCUGAAGUGCUUGUUGCCUGUGAAUCUGUCUUCGUGACAGCUGCUGUGUUCAAGGACUUUCUCCGGAACAUUCCUGGCAGCAUCCUUUCUUUAGACUUCUAUGAAAAGUGGGUCAACGUGAUAGACAAAGAGAGUCAUGAAGAGAAAAUACAAGCCAUACAAAGGCUUAUGGAGCAACUCCCAAAAGCAAAUGUGCUCCUGCUGCGGUAUCUCUUUGGGGUCCUGCACUGCAUUGAGCAGCAGUCAGAGGAGAACCAGAUGAACGCAUUCAACCUGGCAGUUUGCAUUGCUCCCAGCAUGCUCUGGUCUCCUUCUACUUCAAGUCCAGAGACUGAAAGUGAAGUCACAAAGAAGAUUUCCAUGCUUGUACAGUUUGUAAUAGAAAACUGCAGCAAGAUUUUUGGGGAAGACAUUGUUUCACUGUUUGGGAGCAUGCCAAAGAAAAGCAACAGCAGUGAGCAUGGCUUGGAUUUUUCAUCAUCCCAGAUGAAUGACUCUUCAUACGAUAGUUUAGAAAACGAGCUGAAUUAUGAUGUAGAUUCUCCUUUUUCGGAUCUGCGGUGUAAAUGUGGGCAAGAUAACCGAAGCAGGGACUCUGUCAUUACCUUAAGCGACUGUGACUUAGACCAGCCAGAGAAUGAAGACAUUCAUUUACAGCUGCCCCCUUUGUCAAGGACAAGGAAGUUUUCUCCUGAGGUGCAUCAAAACAGGCCCCACAGAGAAUAUUUGGAGAAGGACUUGCUCUUCCCAAUGGGAUUAAGGAGACACAGACGCUGCUCUGAACCAACAAUAGGUCUCCAACCUUCUAACAUCGAUCAGCACUUUGAACAACAUGACGUUGUUACACGCAAGGCCAGCUACGAUGCAGUACUUACAAACAACGAAGAGGACUAUAUCAAACAGCUUCGCUCCUUACAGCUGGAGGGCCAGGAACUCAUCAAACGCAGCCUGAACAUGGGCAUCGAAUUGGGGAAUCCAAGCCCUUCCAGUCCUAGUGAUGAUGGGAAAGACUUUCAAAGAACUUCUAGGCUUAAUUUUAAACAGCCUCCUCCAUUGAGACUUAACCUCUGCUCGACCACCAGCUGCUCCAGUUUGUCUUCUCCAGGCACCUCCCCAUCUAGGUCCUCCAUGAGUUCCUUGGACAGCGCCUUCUCCCAAUACUCUGACUACUCAGUGUUCACUCCCACAGAGCCCUGUGUCCGCAAUGAAUCUUUAACACUGAAGAGUCAAAGGGACUGCUCUCCUCGUUCGCCUACCGGUAAACACGAAUUGGUGUCUCAGAGGAGUCCCUUCACUCUACACCCUAAUAGAUGGUUGAAGAGCACUUCACCUUCCAUGAGAAGUUGGUCUUUCCGUAAAAAUGAAAGUGGGAGCAAAAAUGAAGAAAAAAACGAAAGCCCUGCCAGGUCCCCGGUUUCUGACAAGCCAAAAGCUCCAGCAGGAACGGUUUUUCAGGAAAGUGAAAGACAAGCCUGCCUGACCUUUGCACCUAAAGAACCAGCAAAUGAAGUAGAUAUAAAACAGCACUGCCUGCCCUCCUACCAGGAAGCUAUCCAUCAAAUGCAGCAAAAUACUCCUCCCUUUUAUCAAGAUUUGCCAAAAGAAAAGGGACUGACUGUAAAGGCACUUAGGCUACUGCAUGAGUGCGGGGGCAGUAAGGCUAGCAAGACGCAGGUGGACAGUUCAAGACCUCCUACACUGAAACUUGACAAGAGGUUACCUGCAGGUAAUAGCCACAUCCCACAAACAGUGUUUUAUGGACAGAGCGCUUGCUUGGGUGUUUAUCCCAUGAAGGGACAGCAGUUACAGUCCUUUACUUUAGCAGAGGAUUGUCCGAAGAGCCAGGCUGCAUACCGUUGCUCAGAGUCGGUAGUCCAUUUUGCUACAGGAGAAUGGACCUUCCCCCUGGAGAACCACCAGAGAUUGGCUGACCAAGAAAGCAACAGCACAACAGCAAAGAGCUCUCAGGACGUUAAACUCAAAAUAUCCAAUACAGACCCUCAUUGUAAUGAUAUGGAGCCUGUGAGUCGCAAAGUGGAGCCUAACUUUUGCUUAUCUCAAACUGCCACCAAGACAGUCCGGGAAUAUUUCCUCCAAACAGAUGUUGAGAACUGCUUGCAAAAAACACAGGAAGUUGCCAAUGCAGUGAUUCAAAGCAAAAAAGAGUGGCAAAAUAAGCGAUGCAGCGACCCAAAAUCUGAAGACUUUGACCAAAUGUUUUUCGCUGAAGAGUCUUAUGUCUAAAUGAAAUGAAGGAAUAACUAUAUCGUAAAUGUAUUGUAAAUAACUGACAACUCAUCUAUCACGUCAAAUUUGGUUCUUUUUGUGCUAGAAGUGAACUGCCCUUUACAAUGUAAAUCUAGGAGAAUAGUUUUAAAAUGGUACAUCUAUGUUAACUUUGGAUGCUUUUCAAUGAGUAUAUUGUGAUGUUUGCAGUUUGAAUGUAAAUAGUAUUCUUGUUUCACUGCUGCUAUAAUGCAUAAAUAUGUGAUUUUAUUAUUAUAAUACAUACAAAACGUUUUUAUUUUAAACAUAUUUAGCAUGGUAUAUAUCUGUGUAUAAAAUGCAGCAGUGAGCUAUGCUGUUGUUAUAUAAGCUGUAAGAAAUGAAUUGGUAUUUUUGUACUUGCAAGUCCUGCUGCUGAUUUCUAAAAUGAUUUGCUGUAAAUGAGCACCGUUUCUGCUGUGUGCAUCUGUUGUAAUGUAACUCUAAUAUUGUUUUGAUGUAAGUCUUGUUUUCACUUUUAUUCUGGUAAAAGUCCAACUGAAACUGUAUUAGCUGUGUAUAAACCUAAAAUAAAGCAAGAAGCAGCAGGCGUUUCUGUAAA